AUGAGCAGGCUUCCGCUGCCAAUAUCGCACGACCAGUACGCGGGUUGGGCGCCCCGGCCCCUCACGUCGGUCUACACGCCCGAGAUCCCCAGGAUCACCAACCAGAUCUCGCGCGAGGAGAUGUGGAACGAGUACAUCAGGAAACGCAGGCCCGUCGUCAUCCAGGGCACCCUGUCCGACCCCGAGUGGGCGGGCGAGCGCUGGACGGACCUCGAAUACCUCCGCUCCGUGGCCGGCAACGUGCCCGUCAAGAUCGAGCCCAUCCAUCCCACGGCAGGCCACUUUGGCACCUCUGCGGCCAGAAAGACGGUCCCCUUCUCCGAGUACAUCGACAUCCUUCAAGAUCCGAGCCAGGCCGGGAAAUGGUACCUGACCACGCAGUACGACGACGGCGACGAGGGCGGCGAUGAAGACAACGACACGGGGUCAUCCUCCUCGAGCGAGGCUUCGGGAUCCGACCUGGCGACGCACGACGGGUCCAUCAUCGGAGCCCUCGACGGCGGCAAGGCCGACUUCAAGCCCGAGAUCGACACGGUCCUCCCGGCCCCCACCAAUGCGCUGUCAAACGACUUCCCCGCCAGGCCGGACCUGCUCGGCCAGCUGGUGCUCCAGCAGUGCAACCUCUGGCUGGGCAGCAGCAAAGAAGGAAAGAGCUCCGGCCUCCACCACGACUUCCACGACAACCUCUACAUCCUUCUCUCGGGCUACAAGCGCUUCCUCCUCUUCCCGCCCUCGGCCCACCGUCACCUCCAUCCGAGAGGCCAGAUCGAAAAGGUGCAUCCUAACGGCCUCAUCGUCUACACCGCUCCCGGCGAGGUACCUCCCUUUGCACCGGGAGCACGGCAGCGCCUCUCGAUCCGGCCCGACGGCCUGGUUCCCUCGGACGCCGCCCGAUGGCGCCGGCAGGCCCGGCUCCGGGUCAAGCAGGAGAUCGACGACCUCGCCGCCGCCGCCUGCGGCGAAGGUGAAAAGCACCGGCAGCAGCGAAAGGGCAAGGCCAAGCAGACGCACGCGCAGGAGCUGGCCGAGCAGGCGUUCCUGCAGGCCGAAGCCGAGCUCCUCCUGUGCAGGAUGGACGAAGAGGGCAUCGACCCCAACGCCAACACAAGCGACGAAGAAGACGAAGGCGACGAUGGCGAGAUCGACAGCGAGGACAACGAGCGCUCCGCCCGGCUUAGGAGGAUCAUGGCAGCCAGAGGGCUCACCUUUUCCAACGGCCGAGGGGGCAGCGACGAGGAAGACGAGGAGCUGAGCUCGGAAGACGACGUCUACUCGGAGAGCGAAGAAGAGGGCAGCCAGGACGGAAGGAUGGAAGACCUUCUCGACAGGGUGCCAGAAGAGCUGCAUCCGCUCGCCAGGCGCGCCUUCAUGGGCGACAAGGAGGCGAUGGACAUCUUCUGCCAGCAGGUCAACCGCCUCACAGAGGGCGCGCCAGGGUCUCUGGAUUCGGACUCUGACGAGGAUCCGACAGAGCGCAAGGCGCCCCCUCCGGAUCUAAAGAGGAUCCAUGGCCUCGAUGACGACUUCGACAGCGAUGGCGGCGGCUCUCCACCAUUCACGAGCUUUUCGGCAGAGGAACACGAGGACGGCGACCCUCCCAGCGAUGCCGAAUCGUCUGGCGGUGAACGAGAGCGCAAGAUGGCCGACGGCAAGAGCUCGCGCAAGAAGGUCAAGAUCGCUUCCGAGAUCCAGAGCAUCGAGGCCCUCCCGGGUCCAGACUCAGACGAAGGCAGUGAGGACGACGAGGACAUGGACGAUGACGGCGACGGCGACGGAUUUCCCGCUGUCGGCGACGACAUGGAUGACGACGAAGAUGAUGACGACAGCGGCGACGAUUCCGACGACUCUGGGCCACCGCUUUUCCCCGAGGCAGACUCUGGAUCCGAGUUUGGCGACGUCGACGCGGGCGAGGCGGAACUGCAACGGCUCCUCGCUCUGUCCGGGCAGGCCGACGACGACGACGACGACGACGACGACGGAAACGAUGCGGAAGACAAGGAGCCGCAGAGCUUCUCGCUGGUCCAUCCGCGGACGCUUCACGCACACUUUGGUAUUCCCGACGACCCCUGCCGCCCGCCCGCCGCUGCCGCCAGCAAUGGCUCGAGAUCAGGAUCGAGCACAUCAAAGGCCAAGGGCAACAGCAAGAAGAAGGCCUCGCGUGUUGCCGUUGAAGACGUGGAGCUCAAGGGUCCGCGGCCGCUGCUGGACUGCCCGGAGCCUUUUGAGGUGUUUUUGAGACCCGGCGAGAUGCUCUACCUGCCCGCCAGCUGGUAUCACGAGGUGACGUCGUCGUCGCUGCCGCCCUAUGGCUCGGACGAUGCCACCGCGGCCGACGAGGGCAGCAGCAGCAGCGGCAAGAGCGGUGCUGGCGCUGGUGCCGACCAAGGCUUCCACAUGGCGCUCAACUACUGGUUCCACCCUCCGGAUGCGCUCAAGUUUGAGCCGUCCAAGGCGGCCACGUCGUCGGGCACCAAUAGCGCUCCGAAGGCGCCUGGCACCGGGCAAGACACCGAGGCGCCCGGGGCGGUGCACGUGCCCGGGUUGGGGGUCGAGGUUGGGGAGAGCGCGACCGAGAACCUGCAGGGGGGGACGGGGUCGUGCGAGCGGCCGUACCGCGAUGCCGAAGUGUGGGACGAGGUGGCGCGCACCGUGUACGCCGAGGUGGCGCGGUGUCGAUCCGAGGCGGCGCGAUGGGCCAUGGGACGGGGUGGGAGCGAGGCGGAUGGCGCCAAGGGGGCGGAGGACAAGGCUUAG
Pseudozyma flocculosa PF-1 is the source of this 2754-nucleotide messenger RNA. RefSeq lists its product as uncharacterized. The coding region runs from base 1 to 2754 and encodes 917 amino acids. The transcript has a single exon. Lineage: Eukaryota; Fungi; Basidiomycota; Ustilaginomycetes; Ustilaginales; Ustilaginaceae. The record is from RefSeq and is a predicted model, not a curated record. Gene Ontology annotation, molecular function: 2-oxoglutarate-dependent dioxygenase activity.